UCAACUCGUUUUAGGGAGUUUAGCUUUGUUAAACUUUAAAGAAAAAUACAUUCCAACGCCCAAAAAUGAUAGCUUUGCCAGAUUCAGAUAGCGAGGAUGAGCUGCCACCAGGCUGGGAAGAACGUGCCACCGACGAUGGAACCGUUUGCUAUGUCAACCAACAAAGUAAGACUUCCCAAUGGACACACCCACGUACCGGGCGCUCUAAAAGAAUCACCGGUGAACUUCCUAUUGGAUGGGAAAAGUAUUACGACGAUCAGAGUCGCCGGUUUAUGUUUCUCAAUAAGACAACGCAGCAAAGAACGAAUGUGGAUCCCCGGCUAGCUUUUGCUGUUGAAGAGCCCACGCAGGAUGUGACCCGGGUACGUCAAAGGUUUGACUCUUGCUCCACGGCGCUUCAAGUCCUUCACGGCAAGGAUUUGCACGGCCGCAUUGCCCUCAUAACCGGUGCUAAUUGUGGGAUUGGUUUCGAAACGGCUCGAUCGCUGGCCCAACAUGGGUGCGAGAUAAUCUUGGCCUGUAGGAACAAUAACUCGGCUGAGGCAGCCAUCGAUAGGAUUGCCCAGGAGCGACCAGCAGCCCGUUCUCGAUGUCGUUUUGUGGCUUUGGACUUGAGUUCCUUGCACUCAGUGAAGCAAUUUGUUGCGGAGAUCAAAGAGAGUGUGAGUCACAUUGAUUAUCUAAUUCUAAAUGCGGGUGUUUUCGCCUUGCCUUAUACGAAAACCGAAGAUGGUCUGGAAACCACAUUCCAGGUCUCUCACCUGUCGCAUUUCUACCUGACAUUGCAACUGGAGACUUUAUUUGAUUACAAAACACGGAUUGUGGUGUUGUCAUCCGAGUCACAUAGAUUCGCCAAUCUUCCUGUGGAGAAUCUAGCAGUGCAUCAUCUGUCCCCGCCACCAGAGAAGUACUGGAGCAUGAUGGCCUACAAUAAUGCCAAAUUGUGCAAUGUCUUAUUUGCCCAGGAAUUAGCUCAGCGCUGGAAACAGCGAGGGAUUUCUGUGUUCAGCGUGCAUCCUGGCAAUAUGGUAUCCACUGAUCUCUCGCGUAACUAUUGGUUCUACAGGGUACUAUUUGCCAUAGUUCGACCCUUUACGAAGUCUUUGCAACAAGCGGCUGCUACCAGCAUUUACUGCGCCACUGCCAAUGAACUGACGGGCCUGUCUGGACUGUACUUUAAUAAUUGUUUCUUUUGCGAGCCCAGCAAGUUGUCGAAAAGCCCUUCAUUGCAGCGACAGCUUUGGGAAAUCAGUGAAAACCUCAUUAAAGAGUUAGUUGAAUAAGAACUUUAUAUUUUGUAUUCCAUGUAUU
Messenger RNA from Drosophila bipectinata, 1311 nucleotides. It is a transcript of the gene Wwox, whose product is annotated as WW domain-containing oxidoreductase. Lineage: Eukaryota; Metazoa; Arthropoda; Insecta; Diptera; Drosophilidae. The record is from RefSeq and is a predicted model, not a curated record. Gene Ontology annotation, molecular function: protein binding.